AUGCAGACCCUCAGCGAGGCGUUAUUGCACAACAACCAUCCUGUGCCACCUCCACAGCCUGCCGGGCAUAGAGAUAUAGGACGCCUUAUGUCAGGCCAUAGACCUCCGACGUUCGCGGGCGAGGAAGACCCCAUUGUGCUUGAAGAGUGGAGGAGCGGCGAGUGGAGCUUGCAGGCCGACUUGUGGUGGAUACACGAGGGCCCAGCUUGUCUUGAGGAGCCUGGCUUUUACUGGACGGCCUUGAAGGACCGGAUGCGUGAGCGGUUUUAUCCGGCGCAUGUUCGAGCCGCGAUCUAUGAGGAGUUCCUGCACCUUCAACAAGGUUCUUCAUCGAUGGUUGAGUACCACAAGAAGUUUCUAGAGCUCGCUCGCUUCGCCAGGAUGCUUGUCCCCACCGAGCUCGCCAAAGCUAAGAAGUUCGUAGCCGGUUUGAACUACGAGGCACGCAAGGCUUUAACCGUGAGUAGGCCGAGGUCUUUGAAGGAAGCAUACUUGAGUGCCGCGGACUUGUAUCGGGUGCAGCAGCUACAGCGUGGAUCUUAUGAGCUUGCAAGGAAGAGGACCAAGAGUGGAGGAUCUUCAAACUUCAAGAGGCCCAAGCAGAACUUCCAAGCCAAGAACGCGCCUCCCCCAUCUCAAGGACCAACUCGAGCGGAGCCCAGGAGCCAAGCCUGGACGUUCCCGUGCCGUAGGUGUGGGAAAGAGCAUGCGGGCAAGGAUUGCCAUGGUCAAGCGUUCCGAUGUUUCCGUUGCGGGGAUAGAGGUCAUAAGAUUGCCGAGUGCCCUCAGCAAGCUAACCAAAGGGCGUUGCCACCAUCUACGGGAUCCGGAGGAGCAUCGGGCGGGAGCUCGAGUCGUGGAGCAGCUGGGGCCAGACCGUCCGGGUAG
Messenger RNA from Ipomoea nil (Japanese morning glory), 888 nucleotides. RefSeq lists its product as uncharacterized. The transcript has 2 exons. The record is from RefSeq and is a predicted model, not a curated record. NCBI's taxonomy places the organism in Eukaryota, Viridiplantae, Streptophyta, Magnoliopsida, Solanales, Convolvulaceae. Bases 1 to 888 code for a protein of 295 amino acids. Gene Ontology annotation, molecular function: zinc ion binding; nucleic acid binding.